Molecule: messenger RNA, 8225 nt
Organism: Nerophis lumbriciformis (worm pipefish)
Lineage: Eukaryota; Metazoa; Chordata; Actinopteri; Syngnathiformes; Syngnathidae
Gene: esrrga
Product: estrogen-related receptor gamma a
Biological process (GO): regulation of DNA-templated transcription
Cellular component (GO): nucleus
Molecular function (GO): zinc ion binding; sequence-specific DNA binding; nuclear steroid receptor activity
Source: RefSeq, a predicted model, not a curated record
GAGUUGCCGUAGUCAGGAAGCAAGCUUUCCUUUUUUUCUUUUCCAUCUUUCCCAUCAAGUUGAACGUGCUGAAGUGAUUUAGUCAUCCCUAUUUGUCCGGCCCCUCCCUCUCCACCUGCUCUGUUUCCUAGCUCUGCUCCUGUCCCCGCCCCUGUCUCCACCCCUCCCCGCAACCAUAGGCCGAGGGUCCACCAAUGGCGGCCGCUCCGGCAGCCUUGAGGGACUACAUAUGCAAAACAACCGCUGCUUAAUAUUCAUGAGCUGCUUUUGGGGCUUUAAGUCGUUGAUUAGGACAGCGGCACAGCUUUCUGUCCCAACUGCCCGCCUGACUGGCUGACUUUGUGUGUGUGUGUGUGUGUGUGUCUGUCGCACCCCUUCUCUCUCCCACUGGCCAUACACACACACUCUCUCUCACUCACAUCCACCCAGAGCAGAUCAGUGCAGGCAGGCAGCGCUCAGCCCGCUAAAUUGUGUUGCUUCCUCCAAGUGGAAGCAAGGACCGAGAGACCGGAGAAAGAAGAGGACACAUAUUGAAACUUUUUUUUUUUCUUCCCACAAAACAGCCCAAUCUUUUUCUCUGGAGGAGGUUGACAUGACAAUGAGACGUUAUCGCCGAUGGAUUUGGUAGGACAUCCGCUCUCCGAGUGUUUUUUAAUGCACUCUGAACAAGAGUAGAAUGAACUUGUCGAAGGGUCCACUGGUGAACAGCAGCACUGACGACAGCUCCAAGUCAACGUACGGUAAAUGCGGCGCUGGCGCCUGGAGGAUGCACCAAAGCUACGAGCCGCUGGAGACCAACCACAUGAGAGACCCACAUGCCCUCUACAACCCGAGGCUUCUCUGCAGAAUGUCCAGUAAGGAGCGCCACCUUGAGUCCAACUGUCCGUCCUCGUAUAUAAAGACAGAGCCAUCAAGUCCCGCCUCCCUGACUGACAGUCUAAACCACCAUUCGCCCGGGGGCUCCAGCGACGCCUCAGGCUCCUAUUCGUCCACCAUGAACGGCCACCCCAAUGGCUUAGACUCCCCGAGUCUUUACGGCUCCAAUGCGGGGCCUCUAGGUCCCGCCGGCGGCCCCGGAUCCAAGCGCUACGAGGACUGUUCGUCAACGAUCGGGGAAGAUUCGCAGAUAAAGUGCGAGUACAUGUUGAAUUCCAUGCCAAAGAGGCUGUGUCUGGUGUGUGGGGACAUUGCUUCUGGCUACCACUAUGGUGUGGCGUCAUGUGAGGCCUGCAAAGCCUUCUUCAAACGCACCAUCCAAGGCAACAUAGAAUACAGCUGUCCAGCCACCAAUGAGUGUGAAAUCACCAAGAGGAGACGCAAGUCCUGCCAGGCCUGCCGCUUCAUGAAGUGUCUGACUGUGGGCAUGCUGAGGGAGGGUAAGGGAAAAGGUGUUCGUCUGGACAGGGUUCGCGGUGGAAGACAGAAGUAUAAACGCCGGAUAGACGCUGACAACAGUCCUUACCUGAACCCCCAGCUGGCUCUGCCCGCCAAGAAGCCAUUUGCCUUUGGCUGCCUUGCAGAUAACAAAAUUGUCUCUCACCUGCUGGUGGCCGAGCCGGAAAAGAUAUACGCCAUGCCCGACCCCACGGUACCAGACAGCGACAUUAAGGCCCUGACCACGCUGUGCGACCUCGCCGACAGAGAACUGGUGGUCAACAUCGGCUGGGCCAAACACAUCCCAGGCUUCUCCACGCUGUCUCUAGCAGACCAGAUGAGUCUACUGCAGAGUGCAUGGAUGGAGAUCUUGAUCCUGCGCGUGGUCUACCGCUCGCUUUCCUUCGAAGACAAGCUGGUGUAUGCAGAGGACUACAUCAUGGACGAGGACCAGUCGAAGCUGGCUGGACUGUUGGACCUGAACAACGCCAUCCUACAGCUGGUCAAGAAGUACAAAGCCAUGAAAAUGGAGAAGGAGGAAUUUGUCACUCUCAAGGCCAUCGCGUUGGCUAACUCAGAUUCCAUGCACAUUGAGGACGUGGAUGCUGUGCAGAAGCUCCAGGACGUGCUCCACGAGGCCCUGCAAGACUACGAGGCUUCCCAGCACCAGGAGGACCCUCGCCGGGCAGGCAAGCUGCUCAUGACCCUGCCUCUGCUCCGCCAGACCUCCACCAAGGCCGUGCAGCACUUCUACAGCAUCAAGCAGGACGGCAAAGUGCCCAUGCACAAACUCUUCCUGGAGCUGCUGGAGGCCAAAGUGUGAGGGCGGAGUCUCCAAACUACUUCCAGUGACCUCUCCACAUUUAACACACACACACACAGUAAUAUGCCCCUUAACUAAACAAGUAAGCUACUCCUCUUACCUUAACUGUCUAAGAUUAAAAAAAAAAAGGCUCACUUGACCUUUCGCUUUUGGGAGGUGCGGGGAUGCAAGCUGACAGACUGAUAUGACCCCGCCUCCUUUAAUGGGGCAGAGACAAAGACGCUUCCUGCUGUUAUUGUCCUGAGCAAGAACGCUGACAAGAACUCUCUCAUAUGCAUUUAAUAAUGAGCUUAUUCAUACCAGGACACAAGGAAAUGUUCAUUUGAUGACCGGUGAGAGUCCCCCUACUCCUCCUCUCCCACCUAUAUUAAUUUUGUAAGUGUUUAAGAAGAUAACUUAAAGGGAAAAAAAAAACACUAAAGAAGUAUUAAUGACAUUUGUAAUCACAUUACGUGUACAUUGACAUUGGGAUGGACAAAGAAGAUGAAGAGAUUUGCCUGCCAAAAGAUGGAACACUUUCAUUACAUUCAGCAGAUGCCAGCAAACGUUCACUAUUAUACACAAUUAUUUGAAGUUUGAUUUUGGAAAAUCCCUUUCUCUUCCAUUAAUAAUUUCCAACCAACAGGGCUGAUUUAUCUACAGUUGGAUUUGCUGUUAACACUUUUGUGGUUCUUCCCAAAUGACGGGCAAGGUUAGCCACAAUGCUCCUGUGUGUCACCCUUGAAAAGGAAAAUUCCAGCAGAGUUAAUGAGCGACUAAGAAGUCAGCAGUUGUUGCUUUUCCACAAAAAAGCUGUGAUAACCAGGCCACCUUGAACACAUCAAUCGUAAAAAAAAACAAAAUGCUGAUAUUUACACACUUUAUCCAACAGGAGACUGAGGGCAGCAAAAAGUGCAACAAUAGCAAAGUGGGGACUAUGGAGUUUAAUACUGCUGGGUCCACAGCACAGCAACAGACUAAACUAGUACAUUUUUUAUGUAGCCUCAAAUGUUACAAUCAAGGCUGCAACAAUUUAUCGGUUAGAAAAAAAAAAGGCUGUUGUUUCGAUUCAUCGUUAAAUGAGUGUAACUAAUGAAAAUGUAUCAAAUCCAGUCAGCAUGGAAUAGCAGUUUCCGCUACAAAAGAGCGUACAUGAGAGCGGUGGCGUGUGGGUGCUGUGUCACAUUUUUAUUAUGCACACAUGUUAAAAGUGCAAUUUCUAUGUUGAUGAUGUGCAUUUAUUAGAAAGAAGAAUGAAGGUUAUGGCAAGCAUGAAAAAUUGGUGUUUGUUUUAAGUAUUUGCCCUAAAGUGCGCAUCGAGGCCAUAAAGUGUGUUUUAUCCGAUUACUCGAUCAGAUAAACUAUUUGAUAGAUUACUAAAAUUAUCGAUAUCUGCAGCCAUACUUAGAAUGUUCUAACCUGCUCGACCAGAACUAGUCACUCGUGGUCCCUGGUUCCGCCUCUGGAAAAGCGUAAAUAGAGCCAAGCGGACACUUGGACUGCUCACAUUGUCCUCAGUCAGUCUGCAGUGUUUCCAUCUUCUCAGCUUCAGCCUCACGUGACUCCGCCCGUGUGCCAAUAGUCCUUUGUCACCUCCGUGCUUCCCUGCUUGCUCACUUUCCUUCCCACGAGAUCAUCUUUACAAGAUGGCCUCGGACCGGUGGGGGACAGAGGGUGCAUUGUGAAGCCCCGCUUUAUGUUUCAUUUCAAGGGGUUUCUAUCUGGAACUAAUCCUUGCUAAUGUACCUAGAAUAGGCGUGUAAAUAACAGCCAUCUUGUAUAUGACAAAUAACAGCAGCUUUUGUUUUGGAACUUCCUGUCAGCUAUUAACUUGACCACGACGCUCAGCUGCUGUCAUGUAUGUAAAAACAUAACCAGUAAUAUCACUUAUUGACAAGGAUGAGGUCAGGGGUCAGGACACCUCGUCAUGGGACUGAGAAGCCAUCGUCUAAAGCCGCGUUUCCACCAGGUGGUACAGUUCUGGUUGCCAUGGUACACUUUGGAACAGUACCCCCCUCACAUCAUGUGACCUCAUCGUAGCAGGACAGGUCACAGCCCCCGUUUUCUGCCUCGUUCCCAAGUCAAUGAAGUUGUCCUGCCAAUAUUUGGAGGUAAUAUCACAGCUAAACGGAAGCAGUAGUUGUCCUGUGUGAAAAGUUGUGAAGUUUAAAAGGGAAGUGCACUGCUUCGGGAAUUUUGCCUGUCAUUCACAAUCCUUAUGUGAGACAAGAACACAUACGUUUUUUUUCCCCCUUUUUAUGCAUUCUAAAUAGUAAAAACAACUGCUAGUAAGAGGCAGCUAACAAUUCAGCCAAUGAGGAUACAUAAAAUGUUGUAAUCCUCCAUUAAUGUUUUAUAUACAUUCUGUAAGUAUACAGGUAUAUGUAAUGUAGAAACGGGAACAUUCAUAAAAACAUUUAAUAUUGACCUUAUUUUGAUCUUUUUAAAUAUUACCCUAACUUCUUUUCUGGGCGCAUUGAUUGCUACUUCCUUCGACAACAACUACUACUAAUAAUCAUAGCAGACUUAAUGAGAGCCUAACGACUGCUUUGGGAUAAGCAAUGAUUCAGAACCUUAGAUUUUUGAGCCUGAAUAUAGGGAGGAUGAGCUACAGGUUUUAGAAUCUGACUGAUAAGCAGACCUAACUAUAGUGAAACAUUUAAGCAUCAUGCAGCGGUAGUGCUACAAAAUGUAAAUGGAGUAUUUUUGUCAGUAUUUGGAUGUUUUUUAGAGGGUUUUAACUAAACAGUGACUUACAUUGCUGACGGGUGGGAUGUUUAUAUCUUUCAGCACAAGACUGGUGUUCCCCGUUUAGAUGACAAAAUCCUCAUAACCGUAACUCCUCAGAUAAAAAAAAAACGCUGAGAGAAAACGAGCACAUUGCCGCGUCUUCCUAGCAAUGUCUACCAUAUUUUUCUCACUAAGUCGCAGUUUUUUUCGUAGUUUGUGUGAAAUUAACACAUUACCGUAAAAUAUCAAAUAAUAUUAUUUAGCUCAUUCACGUAAGAGACUAGACGUAUAAGAUUUCAUGGGAUUUAGCGAUUAGGAGUGACAGAUUGUUUGGUAAAUGUAUAGCAUGUUCUAUAUGUUAUAGUUAUUUGAAUGACUCUUACCAUAAUAUGUUGCGUUAACAUACCAGGCACGUUCUCAGUUGGUUAUUUAUGCCUCAUAUAACGUACACUUAUUCAGCCUGUUGUUCACUAUUCUUUAUUUAUUUUAAAUUGCCUUUCAAAUGUCUAUUCUUGGUGUUGGCUUUUAUCAAAUAAAUUUCCCCCAAAAAUGCGACUUAUACUCCAGUGCGACUAAUAUGGUUUUUUUUUCCUUCUUUAUUAUGCAUUUUCAGCCGGUGCGACUUAUACUCCGAAAAAUACGGUGAAUUGAAUUUCAAAGUUGACCUACUUCUUGGCUUAUUGCCACAACCUUCUACUUUCCAAGUGUGAUGUGAUGAUUUAUAAUCAAGCAAUAACUUGUCCAAACUCAAACGUGAUUCAGCAGCAGCUAAGUAGCUAGCUUACCUCUCUGUGAACAAGGCGCUAAAAGUAGUUCCUCUAAGUUAGCUCUCAUAAUAACCGAUACUUGGUUAAUAUGCAGGUCACGACAUGUAAAUUGGGUAUCGUUGUCAUUAUUUGAAUGUGUUUUUAGAGGGUUUUAUAGCCAGAGAAUGUGAAUCUUAUAAUCUACAUUGUACUAGCAGUUUUUCACUAUUUUGCACAGAAAAGAGAAAAAUGUGUGUUCUUGUCUCGCAUGAGGAUUGUGGAUGGGAAGAAUUCCCCCAAAAAGUGCACUUCCCCUUUAAAACUCACUUCUCCCCUCCUGUGAGUGCGUUGAAAGCGAAACUGGCUGUCAGACAAAACAAAUGAUUCCAGAUGCAAUAUUUAAAGGGUUCUGUGUGAAAGACGCCGGAUCUUCUGACUAGCAGGAUGAAGUGCAACACUUUGACAAAAACAGUUAGAAAUGAGAGAGAUGUAGUUGUUUGGCUUACUUUCCUGCUUAGGAGGUACAGAAUUAUCAGAGCUUGGUCCGUGCAAAAUGGGAUGCCUUAUUGCACUCAGCUGUUGGAAGUAAUUGUCGCUGUCAAACGAGACUAAAGAUGUAAUUAAUUAUGCAAAGCUCAUUCAUAUCCUGCUUUGCUGCGUUCUGCGUGAAAGGCACGGGCCAAUGAACGUAGACGAGUGUUCUGGGGCGGCAAUUUUACAGGCAAUCUUCGUCAAGUCACAACUUUUGACAAUUAAAACUGCUCCGUUUGGUGGUAAUUGCGGUGCUAAAACAAAUUGGCAUCGUCAUCACACAAGUUGGUUUUGCUAUCUAACUUCCUGUUUUUAAAAUGCAAUAACAUAAUAAGUCAAAUAAACUAAAGUUAGAGCAUGCUAAGGCUGAUUUUUUCAGACAUCUGCUUGUGUUUUCUUCACAUAUAACAGUCAUUGCAUCGUUUUAAUACUGUCUCUGCAAACAGGAAGUAGGACCCAGAAAGCUUUAACAGUUAAACGUCAUAAAUGAAUGAUGUAAGUGAUUGGUUCUUAAAGAUGGAUAAAGAUGUCAAGUUGUUUGUCCAAACUACAAGAAGCUGGCAGCUGAGGAUUUAAGUGUAGUCCGCCAUCGUUAUUUAACCUUGUAUAUUGUAAAUAGGGGGAAAAACAGAUUGAAUUCUAACAUAAGACAUUUUAUUGGAGGGCAAAAAGCAACAAUAACAAAAAAAAAAAGGGAUUUAACCUUUGACUUUUGCUUUUUAAUCCUCAAGUCUUCCUUUAUUUUGAGUUGUGUCCCUGUCCUUGUGACGUGGGAGUGGGAGGGGAGGGGUUAAAACACAGCGCUCAUCUCUUACAGACAUAAUGAAUUAUUUAGUAUCUAAAUGAUAACAAGUAUUUACAUGGGAGGAGGGUGAUUUGAAGAAACAAUAUUCUGUAUUAUCUUUCGAGGUUUCACUAACCUGAGGAUGGACCGAGAGACAUUUGAGUAACUCUGAGGGGACUUUUUAAAAAAUAAUCUCACUGUACAUACAUAACUACCUUCCACGCAACUCCAUCAUUUUGCCCCUUUUAUUACAAUUAUCUGAUGAUUUUUUAAAUCAUUUCGAAAAUAAUUACAAGGCCUUUCAAUUAAGUUAUCUUGUCUUUGAUCACUUAAAAAGUGUAGCAUUAUGUCGAAUUUUAAAAGGCUUAGAGGCAUCGUAAACUUUAACAUAAGUGUUUUAAUAGGAGCAAAAGUACCGCUAUUGUUGCAAAACUAGUCCGGCUUUACAAGAUGUUCUGCAGUGAAAGCAGUGACAGAUGCUGCGAGUGUCCCAAAUGUGCACUUGAUUUGACUAUGAUGUGGAAAUUUAAUAGGGGACAGACUUGUGUAUUUGGCACAGGCCAGCCAAGUCAAUAAGAAACCACAUUUAUGGUCCAAAAAAAUGUUUUUGUCAUUUCCGACAAGCAAUAUUUUGUUGCACUCGAUGACUUCCGAUGUUAUUUCUAGUGUUUUCCAUGAGGUGCAAUGGGAAAAUGAGUUGCACUUUAAGCACCGCGGGGUUUUUUUUUCCCUUUCAUCUGUUAUUAACCUGCAAAUAUUGUACGUAAUCAUCUCUCAUGCUCGACUACGACUAUGAAGGAUUGUCCAUCAUUUAGUUGUAUUCACCAUUGGCUGCUGCCUUCAUGUGAAGGGAGCAACAACUUUUAGGGGUAUUCAAAAAAAAAAGAAGAAAAAAAAGACCCUUUUCUUGUGAAGCGUCCUGGACGAAGAUAUGAAAACCCUCCUGUUGUUAUUAAAAAAAAAUAUGUUCUUAGAUUAUAGAUGUGCUUCACAUCAGUAAACUGAAAAUGACAAAAAAAAAAACAACUACCUGUAUAUUUUUGUGAUGUGUAUCAUACAAGUGUGCUCCAAUGAUAAUGUCCAUUUGUGUAAAUGUAUUUAUUUCACACUGUAUAUAUUGUUCAAUGCAAAAAGAGAGAGCUAUGAUUCUGUAAGUUAAACAAAUAUUUGUUUGAAACAUUACAUGUGUUACUCCAGACUAUGCCUUUCAGGAUUAUUACAGUAGAGCAAUAUCGAUUAAAACCAGGCUUCCACUUUU